Molecule: messenger RNA, 756 nt
Organism: Musa acuminata AAA Group (dessert banana)
Lineage: Eukaryota; Viridiplantae; Streptophyta; Magnoliopsida; Zingiberales; Musaceae
Exons: 3
Coding region: 44-613 (189 amino acids)
Cellular component (GO): nucleus
Source: RefSeq, a predicted model, not a curated record
CCGCUUUUAGUGGAGGCCGGAGAUUGUGAGAGCGGUAGGGAAGAUGAAGCGACGGGACGAUGGCGGCGGUGGUAGGGAUGAAGGGACGAGCGAAAGCUAUGGGAAGGGUCGCUGGAGGCGGCAGAAGAGGAACGAGCAGCGGUUAGGAGGGAAGGGGCUCUCUCUUGAAGCCUUCGCCAACGCCAAAUCCAGGCCCUCCGGAUACAAUCCCGCCCUUAUAAAAAAGCAAAGAGAGUUCUAUAGGAACGCGAAAUACGUGACUAAGUAUAAGAAGACACAAAAACAACAAAACCUGACGAGUGAUCAUAUGCCAACGACUUCAGAUGAUAAGGAUGCAGAUGAAAUAGAAAAGUUGCAUAUGCAAAGAAAACCAAAGAAGAGGAGUUUGCGGAGCUUGAGAGAAGAAUAUGAGAAGAAGCAUGCAGAAGACGAAAAGGCUAGGAUUGAAAGGGAGGCAAUCAUCCAAGCAAAGAAGAAAGAGAGGGCAAAAGCUGAAGCCAAAAGGAAGGUCCAGAGGGAAAAGAUGUUCAAGAAGACCAAAUCUGGUCAGCCUGUUAUGAAGUACAGAAUUGAGCAGCUCUUAGAAGGUUUAAUAGAAAGUUCUCAAAAGUAGCUACAUUAUUAAGUCUUAAAAGUUGUAGUUUUCUAUUCAAGAUCUGUUUAUAUUAUUAUCCCAUUGGUGAUCAAUGGCUUAUCAUUUGCAAUCACAUGCCGAUCAGAAUGGUCGAGGCUGCCAUAUGCUCAGUUUAUUUUCAA